Molecule: messenger RNA, 1707 nt
Organism: Fundulus heteroclitus (mummichog)
Lineage: Eukaryota; Metazoa; Chordata; Actinopteri; Cyprinodontiformes; Fundulidae
Product: vesicle transport protein SEC20-like
Biological process (GO): retrograde vesicle-mediated transport, Golgi to endoplasmic reticulum
Cellular component (GO): endoplasmic reticulum; SNARE complex
Molecular function (GO): SNAP receptor activity
Source: RefSeq, a predicted model, not a curated record
UAACAAGCUGAGGCUCAGGAUACAGGAUCUGGAGCAGAUGGCCCAGGAGCAAGACACGGAGCCAAACAGACUGUCCAUCCUCGCCGAGACGGAGAGCCAGCGACGCCAGAUGCUGAGCAACCAGACAGCCUGGAGGAAAGCCAACUUGGCCUGUAAACUAGCCAUAGACAACACGGAGAAGGACGAGCUUCUGCACGGAGGAGAAACUCUGGGCACCAGACAGAGGAAGGUGACCAAAGAAAGUUUAGUGGAAAGCAGCAGCAGCAUCACGGAGAGUCUGAUGUCCAUCAGCCGGAUGAUGUCGGAGCAGGUGAAGCAGAGCGAGGACGCCAUUGGGACUCUGGCCACCUCCUCUAGAACGGUGCAGGAAACCAACGAGGAGUUCAAAAGCAUGACGGGAACCAUCCACCUGGGGAGGAAGCUGAUUCUAAAGUACAACCGCAGGGAACUCACAGACAAGCUGCUCAUUUUCUUGGCUUUAGCGCUUUUCUUCGCCACCGUCCUCUACAUCCUCAAGAAACGCCUCCUCCCCUUCAUUUAAUGAGCCGGCUGGGUCUACGUCGGCCUGUUCCCAGGGAGAGUUUAAGAUAUGAGGAAGACAUGGAGCAGAAGCAGCAUUAAGACUUUGUGUUUACAGGAGGCAAAAAUAAAAAAAAGCUGUUUUAAUAUGCAUUUGGUUAGUUUACAAAAAUCAGCUGUGUUUUUUCUUUUAAGUUCCCAUGACAAGAUUAGAUGAGGACUAAAGCUGCACACUGCCUGAUUUUUCUUGAAAUAAUGUUUGAACUAACUGGGAUAAACGUUUGGACAUCUAGAGAUGCGCGUUUUCUGGCUGAUUGGUCCAAAAAAGGCCGUUUCUCCACACGACGCGUCUUCUUUCCUGCUUUCCUUUUUUCCUCGGUUAGUGGAGAAGCCUUCUCCUCAAUAUGAUCUCCGGAUGGAGAUCCACCGUUCUUUAGCUCUUUGUUCUUCUAAAAGCAUCCUCAGAAACACCCAUGAAGGUUUUUCAUCGUGUAUUGCGAUUUGUUAAUCUAAGCAUGUUGCACAAAUAUUUAUAUUCUCUUACAGCUAUAAAAUGGACCUGGAGCUUCACCCCUUUUUCCAGUUUUUCACAUCUAUGCCAGAGGAAUUAAAAAGGCACGGCGGCAAAGUGCUAAAACAAAAAUGUCCUCGUGAAAUAUGCCAGAUCAAAGUUUACACGUCCUGAAAACAUCAGGAUCCGCUUGAUGAAUGUCUGCAAAAGGGCUGAAAGUCAAGCGCUUAAUGUUUGAACGAAGUUUAUUUACAAUGUAGUUCUCAGUGCUUUGCUCUCAUUUGUCGAGCAGCGCUGUGUAUUUACUUGAAAAUGAAACUUAACUUAAACUUCUCUGUAUUGUUGAAGUUGUUGUCGUUUAAUUCGAUUCAUGACUUCAGUCCGACGGACACAAAGGAAUCUGAAUCCGUGCGAACCCGAGUUUUUGGAGAGAAGUGUAACUGUUGGUGGAGUUGCACAACUUACUGAGCGCAGUAUUUCAGGUGUCUGAGGAAUCUGCGAUUCAUUAAAAAUCUUCAAAACGUUAAAAACUCAAGGUGGUGAUGCAUUGUGCAAAUAAUUCAGAUAGCAGAGCAAAGUCUGAGGUAGAGCGGUUUUAUUUCGCUGCAAGCGACGGACGAAUGCCAACCAGUUCUGUUUAAAAAUAUGUUAUUUUCAGUUGGAUGCAGGUUUUUUUU